Molecule: messenger RNA, 2222 nt
Organism: Impatiens glandulifera
Lineage: Eukaryota; Viridiplantae; Streptophyta; Magnoliopsida; Ericales; Balsaminaceae
Product: beta-amylase 1, chloroplastic
Exons: 4
Coding region: 178-1950 (590 amino acids)
Biological process (GO): polysaccharide catabolic process
Molecular function (GO): beta-amylase activity
Source: RefSeq, a predicted model, not a curated record
CUCUCAUCGUCAUUUCAACGCAAUCUUACCAAUUUUAAUCGAUCGAUUUGAUUUCCAAGAAGAUAUAUAGAUCGAUCAGUCUUACCAUUCCAAAUUAAUAAAUUAAUUAAGACGGAUCCCAAUCAAUCCGGAUUACUAAUAUUCCUAGCUAGCUAGCUAGCUGAUAGGAUAUAGGAGAUGGCUAUGAGUUUGCCACACCAAAUUGGAGCACUGUCGGGAACGACAAUCGCGGCUUUGGAAUCGGGAAACUCGAAUGGGGAGCCAGUAUCAACGACAGUGAGUGCUCCUGCAGGAUGGAGGUCUCCAGCGGCAAGCCUCAAGUGCUCGGUGCGGAGGCAUGGGGAGAUCGACGGCCGGAUUUCUCCUUCUCCGCCUCUGAGUCCUAGAAUCGGGGGUAUCCGGCCGGAUCUGUCAGUGGCGUGCCAGGCGUUGAUGCAGGCUUCAUCCGCUGCUGCAGUGGAGACCGAGGAAGAGGUUGUGAAGGAGUAUACAGAGGGAUUUCCCGGUGGAGGAGGCGUGCAUGUUAACGGCGAGGGUGUUCCUGUUUUCGUGAUGAUGCCCUUGGACAGCGUGACGAUGGGUAACACGGUUAAUAGAAGGAAAGCAAUGAAUGCGAGUUUGCAGGCGCUAAAGAGCGCCGGGGUUGAAGGAAUCAUGAUGGACGUAUGGUGGGGGUUGGUUGAGAGAGAAUCGCCUGGGGCUUACAACUGGGGAGGGUAUGUGGAACUGUUGGAGAUGGCCAAGAAGCAUGGCCUCAAGGUUCAGGCAGUAAUGUCUUUCCAUCAAUGCGGUGGGAACGUAGGCGAUUCCUGCACUAUUCCUCUUCCAAAAUGGGUUGUGGAGGAAAUGGAUAAAGACCAAGACCUCGCCUACACAGAUCAAUGGGGAAGAAGGAACUACGAAUACUUAUCUCUUGGCUGCGACACUCUUCCAGUCCUAAAAGGUCGUACCCCUGUUCAGUGUUAUGCCGAUUUUAUGCGAUCUUUUAGAGAUCAAUUUCAGCAUCUCCUUGGUGACACUAUUGUGGAAAUCCAAGUUGGAAUGGGGCCGGCAGGUGAGCUUCGAUACCCUUCAUAUCCCGAGCAAGAUGGAACGUGGAAGUUCCCCGGCAUCGGAGCAUUUCAGUGUUAUGACAAGUACAUGCUGAGUAGCUUAAAGGCUGCAGCUUCAGCUGCUGAUAAAGCAGAAUGGGGAAGCACGGGACCAACUGAUGCAGGGAGCUAUAAGAACUGGCCGGAAGACACGACCUUCUUCCGGAAGGAAGGUGGUGGAUGGAACAGCGAAUACGGUGAAUUCUUCCUCGGCUGGUACUCUCAGAUGCUGCUUGACCACGGAGAAAGAAUACUGACUUCAGCCAAGUCCAUAUUCGAAAAGAGCGGCGUAAAAAUGUCUGUGAAGGUUGCAGGUAUCCAUUGGCACUACGGGACACGAUCCCACGCACCGGAGCUGACGGCAGGUUACUACAACACGCGUUUCCGCGACGGAUACCUCCCAAUCGCGCAGAUGCUGGGUCGACACGGAGCGGUAUUCAACUUCACGUGCAUCGAGAUGCGCGAUCACGAGCAGCCUCAGGACGCCCAGUGCUCUCCAGAGAAGUUGGUGCAGCAAGUUGCGUUGGCGACUAGAGAGGCUCGGGUACCUUUGGCGGGAGAGAACGCGUUGCAGAGAUACGACGAGUACGCUCACGAGCAGAUCCUAAGAGCGUCGGCGUUGGAAAUGUUGGAAGGAGGUGGAGGAGAGGAGAUGUGCGCGUUCACAUACCUUAGGAUGAAUCCGGAGCUGUUCCAACCGGAAAACUGGAGGAGGUUUGUGGGUUUUGUGAAGAAAAUGAAAGAAGUGGGGAAGAAGGACAGCAAUAAGUGCUGGGAGGAAGUUGAGAGAGAGGCGGAGCAUUUUGUGCACUUGACUCAACCACUCGUUCAGGAAGCUGCCGUUGCUUUAACGCACUAACUACUUUUGUGCUCUAUGCUCCUGCUGCUGCUGCUGGUUCUUCACUUCAUUAGAACAAGCUUAAAAAGAUAGAUUUUGAUCAAGGUCAUGUAAUAAAUAAUAAUAAUAAUAAUAAUGUACACUGAAUUGAAGAAGAUGAAGAUUGGUUACAGGAGGAGGAAGUCCCAAAUAUAUAUAUGUAAUGUAUUAAUACUUAUGACAGACAACAUUAUUGUAUAUUUUCUCUUUUUCUUUUAUGGACAAACUAUAUAUGCAUCCUAAAUUUGUGUUUA